UUGAUCUGUCCCUUUCACAAAAGCCCCGAUUCCGAACAUCCCCGAGGCAGGGAGAGAGAGAUAUGCAAACAAAUUCCAUUGCAAGGCUCUGCAUCGUCGUGUUCGUGUCGUUGUUGGUCUCAUCGUUCGUUGCUUCGAUCGUCAUGGCGGAAUCCACCGAAUCUCAACCACCGCAACCGAAGGUUCACAUCGUCUACACCGAGAGGCCCACUGAUGAAGAGCCCGAGUCCUAUCAUGUCCGAACCCUUACUUCCGUUCUCGGCAGCGAGGAUGCUGCAAAGGAGGCACUGAUUUACAGCUACAAGGAGGCUGCUUCUGGAUUCUCUGCUAAGCUCACACCUGAGCAAGUCACCGAGAUCUCCAAACAGCCAGGGGUUCUUCAGGUUGUGCCAAGCCAGACCUACCGUCUCCAUGCUGGGGGAGGCAUGUCAUUGAACUGAUUAAUAUUGUCUAUGGAACUGCUUAUGCAUGUCUCCUUCAUAAGCUGGUCUGUCUUAAUGAUGUUGUGACUUUCUACUCUAAAUAAAUGUGCCCAUGUUGGUUUGACGAAUUUAUUUACUACCGUGAUUGAUUUUAAGUAUCUGGGUUUUAAUUUCUUUCA
Tarenaya hassleriana is the source of this 601-nucleotide messenger RNA. RefSeq names its product subtilisin-like protease SBT3.6. The record is from RefSeq and is a predicted model, not a curated record. Bases 63 to 440 code for a protein of 125 amino acids. NCBI's taxonomy places the organism in Eukaryota, Viridiplantae, Streptophyta, Magnoliopsida, Brassicales, Cleomaceae. The transcript has 3 exons.